Molecule: messenger RNA, 1153 nt
Organism: Saccoglossus kowalevskii
Lineage: Eukaryota; Metazoa; Hemichordata; Enteropneusta; Harrimaniidae
Source: RefSeq, a predicted model, not a curated record
GUAGUGACGCCACAGAAAACGCAUCAGGAACACAUCUAUAAUGAAACAUGUUACUUUGCCCUCUCGUCAGCAAACAAUAUCGAAUAUCGAGGCUGGCUGAAUGUCAAGAUUUUGAACUUUUAAGGAAUAAACAAUGAAUAAACCAAUCAUGUAUCCAGAAAAGCCAAAAUAUCGUCGUCUUGUUGAUUUGACUGAAAUUCGUAAAGGUGAUCAGUUAGCACAGCCUGGUCUGCUAAGUAUAUACACCCAUCAUCUACUGGCAGCCGAAGAUGGAGUUCCCGGAAAAACACUUUGUGUUGUUCAUCUCAAUGGAAAUGUGGCAUUAUAUUCUGGAAGUAUUUUUGGUAAAGUCAUGGAAGAAAAUAUAGAUGUUAAUUUACAAAAACAAAUAUUUUAUCGUGUCGAGUACAACAGUGUGAAAGUAUUUAGUCCAGAGAAAGUGCUCAAGAGGGCAAGAGAGAAAAUUGGUAUCGGAUGCUACUCCGCAGUUUUUUUCAACUGUGAACAUUUUGCUACAUGGUGUAAAACAGGCCAGUAUGUGUGCUUUCAGUUGUCCGAUUGCCUCCUGCGAAAAGCUUUCGCAAUUUUUAUAGACUGUAUUCUAAAGCCAAAACAGUUCAUUGGACAUCUUUCAAAAACUAUCUUUAAGUUAAUUGCUGAUGGAAUUGAGAGUUUUAUUAUUUUUAUGAUCGAAGUGAUCACAAGUCAGUCAACAUGGAAGAUUCUAGCCACUCGACAAUUGACUGCAAAAGGAGCAGAAAGACUAUCUGCGUCAUCACUCGGAACUACAGCUGGAGUUACGUUUGUGGUUACUGCUGUGCCGGAAAUUGUUAUAUACUUCAAUGAAACAGCAGAGUUAUGUAACCAGUUACAAGAAGGUAUAAUAGAUGACGAACAGUACACGGAGGAGAUGCAUCAGAAAACGGUCGGUUCCAUGGGAGCUAUAGUUGGAUCGGUAACCGGUGCUAUGGUGGGACAAGCUAUUGUUCCUGUGCCUGUAUUGGGUGCAGUGGUUGGAGGAGCCACAGGGACUCUAACGAGGAAGUUUAUCGGUAGAUUUAUCGGACGAUUGCUCUUCCUCUGGAAUGUUAUGUUGUGGAUUGUGCAAGCAAUAUGUCUUUUAACUGAGAAUUCAUUAAGUUUUCACUGUUAA